Molecule: messenger RNA, 4473 nt
Organism: Spinacia oleracea (spinach)
Lineage: Eukaryota; Viridiplantae; Streptophyta; Magnoliopsida; Caryophyllales; Amaranthaceae
Product: histone deacetylase 9
Exons: 13
Coding region: 3523-4245 (240 amino acids)
Biological process (GO): epigenetic regulation of gene expression
Cellular component (GO): nucleus
Molecular function (GO): histone deacetylase activity
Source: RefSeq, a predicted model, not a curated record
UUCAAGAUUGUGGAGUAGGGUUGGUAGGCAUAGCCUUCUGGUAUAUUUCUUUUUAAAGAGGUGACUACCAACUUGGAAUUGGUUAAUGUUGAAGUAUUUGAGCCUUCAAGGGGAUUCUUAUUUGAUAUAUAAGAGAUGGUGUGGACCGAACUGGCCAUUAUUGGAAUUUUUUAGGCAUGGAGCAAUAACUGCGGAUUUGAUACUUGAUCCUAGAUUAGGUCUUCUAGAAGAAGGAUUUCUUAUGUAAAUGAAAUAAUUGUGUUUUUAGUUGUUUCUGUUGUGCUCCUUUCUUGUUGCUAAUCAAUGGGGAUCCUUGAGAUUCAUCUUAUGGAGGUUUAGGGUAGAUCACCUACACUAUUCACCCUAGUAGUUGACGUGUUGAAUAGGAGGUAGCUCAAGGUUUAGAUUGCAUAAAAUGAUAGGUAGGGACAGUGAGAAAACAGUUUUUAAAAAAACCAACUGAUAGGGUUGUUUCUGACAUUGCAGCUUUUCCAUUUCUUGUUCAUAUAGAGUUGUGGUCCCUUGUGGAAUAUUUUAUUUCUGAAAUUUCCCAUUUGUAUAAACUUUCCUGCAUGUGUUUAAUCUUCAAAUACCUGUUAUAGGUUAUUUGUUUGCCAUACAAUUUGUCACCUAUAGCUCGACAUAAGACUCAGACUCACAGAGGCCAUUCUAACAACUCAAGAGUAGACAUGCUUCAUCAUGUCACUUUCUUUCCUCAUUAUAUCUAAUCUUGUUCCCACCCUCUUUCUCCCUAUGCUCUCCUCUCUUCUGUAAAGAUGGAAGGAAAUCUUUUCUGUCAUUUAAGAAACUCAAUGAUCGGGUAUUCGUUAGGAAUUUUGGAUUAAGGAGCGUAUCCGAGCAACAGCUUGAUGAACGGUGGGGUCAGUGGUAAUGGCAUAAUGGUUUCAUGGCACUCCUGUCUUUUCUACUGACAAGUGGAGUAGAUUGGUAGAUUAUAAGCGAUUUGGUAAUUUUAAAGGGAUAUUUUGCAAUUAUGGUUCUUGUGAAGAGAUAAUAGGGCUUUGAUCAUUGUUCUAGGGGAGCAGUCGGUUGAUACGUGGGCAGAGUUUAAGUGGCACUUGGUAGGGUGUUGGGUGCAGUGACGGCUAAUCGUGGUAAGAUUGGUGAGUUCUCAUUUUAUUGGAUUCUGUACCUAAUUACAUGCUUGUGGUUGCAAACCAUGCCUAACUUCAAAGGAUGUGGGUGACGAGGUGUUUGGAGGGCAAAAUCUUUGUGGGUGCUCUGUAGAUUUAGCCAUUUAGGUACAGAGGACUGUUGAGAUGACAUGUGAGGCAGGCAGGCAGCGAAGACAGGGGUGCUUGAGCGGUGUGUAUGAUCUAGAGAAUGGAGGCACUUGACUUGAUGUGCAUUGGACACACCAUUCUAUGUCCCCAAGUAAUGCAAUUUAAGUGUUUUAGUUGAUCUAGUGAAUGAUAGGGGUAAAUUUAUGGUUUCAGGAGGCCUAAGGGUCUUAGACUCUUAGCUUACUGUUUCUUUGGUCGUCCUUGGAAUCUUGUUAGGCAGGGUUUGAUGCAAAGGUGAUCCACAGGUUACGGAUAAUAUUGGUAUGAGUGUUAAGGAUGGUUUCUUGAUUAUUGCGGGCCUUGGAGUCGGAAAGGAUUCUUCUUCGGGCAGCUCUUUUAAUUCCGUUUCAAUGAGAAACGUGCAUGUUUCAUUUUAUAGAAGUGGUUAUCAGGUACGUAUUUUAUAACUAUGCUGUAGAUGAUGGUGGGUCUGAUUAUAGUCAUGAAAGUAAUGCUUUGUUGCUGUGUGAAUGAUCUACUAAUGAUGAUCUACACUUGGAGAAGCGUACGGCUGCUACUUAAGUGGAAUGUUUUCGGUGGUAUUUCCUUUGUUGUAAUUUGUAAGGAGGCUAACGAACUUGCAUAGGAUAUUCUUUGUAAAAUGGGACUGAGUGCAAGCAGCUGAAGAAUGGUUCAUGUGUUCAAAACACAAAGGCCUCUGUCCAGAGUUUAUUCUUGUGUGAAAUGGAAAUAAGAAAUCAUGAAAUCUGUAGAUUAUGAAGAGGGACGACCUUUAUAAUGAGUUAUUGAGUUCCUUAUAGGUUUUUAUUUUGUGUCGUUUUCUUAGGCUGGCUAUUGUGAGGACUCGUCUUAUGGUUGAAGUUCUGAUUUCUUGCCUUACUAAAGUAUUUAUAUUCAUCUUAGAAAAAGAUCAACAAUCAGCCUUAGUGAAACCUGAUGGUUUCUCCCGAUUUCUCGUGUUUGAAUUCCAGAAUUACCUUUUGGUUGUUUUUUGUCAAACUUUUUAUUUUGUCUCGUCUUUUAACCCAGUGAACAGUUGAGCAUAGCUACUAUACUGUAAUUUUGUUUUUCUUAUCAGAGAGCAGCUUGUCCUCAUUGUCUGUACAUGUUUUUUUCCUACUGUUAAUAUAAUACUUUUUACUUGUAAAAAUAAUAAUUGGAGGUUGAUAAGGUACCCUUUCUCCUCAGGGUAUGGUAAGGAUAAAUGACCAUUUAAUGAGCUUGUACUUCGGUGUAUGCACUUAAUUCUACAGAUUGGUCAUAUGAGGCUGGGGAAAUUCUUUAUGGCACAAACUCAAUCAAGAGUAAAUAUGGUAUUCAGGGAAAUGGUAGGGAUGCCUAGUCUGGAGUGUUCAUAACUCAUUCAAGAGAGAGCUAUUAGAUGCACUUUUUGGCUUUAGUUUUAUUGCAUUAGUCCUUUUUUAACUUUUUUGGCUGUAUGCUAGAGAAAUAGGUUCAGAUGUAGGCUAAGAUGCUCGGACUCACCCCAUCAACCCAGCUGUACCGGUGUCGACACGACGCGGUUGCGGACAUGGAAUCUGGAUCGGACUUGCCAUGAGGAAAAUGGACUCGUCUUUUAGGGUUUUGAAAACCCUGAUCUGAAAAUAUAGGCCUCAAAUCAGGGACAUGGAGACCGAGAACUUAGGGCUUUUGGUCACCUGAGAAAUGUGAGCCCACUAGAAUAUUCGCAGGCUGGUUUCAAUGCUCUUGUAUGUUGCAGAGAGACUCCAUGGAAGUCGAUAACUUUAGGUUUUUUAAUUUUUAAAAUAAGUGAGGUGUGGGACGACUGUCAGCUACCAUCUCAAUUAAAAAUAAUAACAUGGGGAAAGAAGCUUCUAUUAGCUUUAGUAGUUCUAGUUGGCACUGGUGAAGCCUUUUUGGUGAAACAAAGUCAAGGUCUAGCGCUUUGAACUUUGAAAUGCGGAUUUGUGAUUGGUGGCAAAUUCGUUUCGGGAAGAAUUGUUGUAACAUAUAAUCUUGGAGAAGAUUGUCCAGUUUUUGACAAUUUGUUCGAAUUUUGCCAAAUUUAUGCUGGUGGAACGAUUGGUUGAACAAUAAACUUUGUGACAUUGCUAUAAAUUGGGCGGGUGGAUUGCAUCAUGCGAAGAAAUGUGAGGCUUCUGGAUUUUGUUACAUCAAUGACUUGGUUUUGGGGAUAUUGGAGCUUUUGAAGUAUCAUGCUCGUGUUCUGUACAUUGAUAUUGAUGUACAUCAUGGCGAUGGUGUUGAAGAGGCAUUCUAUUUCACUGAUAGAGUGAUGACUGUCAGUUUCCAUAAAUAUGGAGAUCUCUUCUUUCCUGGAACAGGAGAUGUCAAGGAAAAUGGAGAGAGGGAAGGGAAAAACUAUGCCAUAAAUGUUCCUCUAAAAAAUGGUAUUGAUGACGCUAGCUAUACGAGACUGUUCAAGGCGAUUAUUUCCAAGGUCGUCGAGUUUUAUCAGCCUGGAGUAAUUGUUCUGCAAUGCGGAGCUGAUUCACUUUCUGGUGACCGAUUAGGCUGCUUCAACCUUUCUAUUGAUGGGCAUGCAGAGUGCGUUAGGUUUGUGAAGAAAUUUAAUCUUCCCUUGCUGGUUACUGGAGGAGGUGGCUACACAAAAGAGAAUGUUGCUCGAUGCUGGACUGUUGAAACAGGAGUUCUUUUAGAUACAGAUCUACCAAAUGAGAUUCCAGAGAACGAGUAUAUCAAAUACUUCGGACCAGAUUAUUCCUUGAGGAUUCCAAAUGGACUAAUAGAGAACAUGAACAGUAAAUCAUACUUGACAACAAUCAAGAUGCAAGUUCUGGAAAAUCUCCGGUGUAUCCAACAUGCACCAAGUGUACAGAUGCAGGAGGUCCCCCCUGAUUUUUAUAUCCCUGACUUUGAUGGAGAUGAGAAUCCUGAUGAACGCAUUAAUCAGCACACACAGGAUAAGCUAAUCCAGAGAGAUGAUGAGUAUUACGAGGGUGACCAUGACAAUGAUCACCACAUGGACGAUGUAUAGGAUGAUCCCGAGGGAAGACUUAGCUUUACAUUCUUUUGGAGUGAAUUAGUGCUGAUAUUGUGAAUGUAUAUAAUUGGGUUUUAGCUUAGCGUAUACCUGUUCAUGUAAUAGGUAAUUUCAGUAAGCAUCUGAGUCGGCUUCUUUAAACUCAGGUAUCUGGUCCUGGUGUAAAAUUGAAAGAAAAUCGUAUUUUACUUAUAGAAGCAAACAUUUUGUUUUUUGUGGAUA